GCUGGUUUCGCGUGUACCUCCACGCGCAUUCCAUUUUAUUUGAUAUCUCCACUAGUAUAUUGUGUCUUGUGUAUAUUGACUCAUGUUGUCUUUGUCAAUCUCACAAACGAGAGAAAGGGGCAACAGGUGAUGUGCUUCUGUGUGUCUCUCUACUUAUCAACUUUUUUAAAUUCUCUUUCACGUUUUACCUUAUUUUCUUUAUGUGAUAAAGAACAACUACUACUACUACCAAGUGUGCAGUGUAGUCUUUUGUUGGUUCUCUUUAUUUUUGUUUUUCGAGCCGGAAAUUUAAACUUCCUGUCGAUUGUAACGGACUGAAACCGUGACGAAUUUUUGUUUUACUUAUAAUUUUCGUACCAUAAACAUAUUUAAUAAUAAUCUUUACGUAUGUCAAUAAAGUGCGUUUAUUUGUGUGUCUCAAGAAAUGUCUGAUAACAAACAAAGAGCGAAUCAAAAUUACAAUAUUGGACUUUUAUAAAAACUCAAAAAUUCAAAGGAAUGAAGUUGGAGAAUUGGAUUGCCGAGUAGAGUGGGAUGAUAAACUUCACUUAUAAUACAAAUAGUAGUUAGGAAGCGGUGACUAACAUGCGAACUGGAUGAUGUCACUUCUCAGUGGGGACUGUGUGUCUCAUAAUCAGAAGAAGAGAGAAUCAACGAGCAGUAAUGCGUCCAGCUACUUACUCUUACUUAAUUCACUGGCCAACGAUUUGGACUGUAUGUUGAAUGAGUUGUGUAGUCCAGCCGAUGAUUAUCAGAGGAGUGACGUCUUCCUGGAACCAUAUCUCCAGCAGCAUGGAACUGUUAGUGAAGUUGAUGGUUCACCGGACACACCUCCCCCGAACCCACUCAUGCAGCAUCAGCUUGCUCACUUACAUCAUGUCCAGAGCUCGGAAUCGCUUUCAUCAGAAGGAGAAUCCUCGGCUCAUGGUACAUCGGCUGCAGAAUCUUCAGCGUCACAUUCAGAUUCGGGGAGUGAAGUUGCUUGUGACAUUACCCUUAUAGAACGACUCAUACGUUCCCAUCCGAUAUGGUUCCUUCCGGGUAUACAAAGAGCUGGCGCCUUUCAUCUCUUGCAAGGCAAAGAAGAAGGGAAUUUUGUGGUACGACAGUCGAGUCAAAGUGAUACAAUGGCAUUGUCAGUGAGAUUGCCCGCAGGAAAAGGGCCGUACAUUGAGCACUAUCUAAUUCAAGCAAAUAAGGGUAAACUGAGCUUAGAAACUAGCGACAAUCGAUUUGACAACAUUCCCUCACUUAUAGCUCACUAUUCUCAGUGUUGCAGCGACGAGUUACCUGUCCAAUUAACGUUACCACGAGCAAUGCGUGAAGCGAAAAAUAGACAGCAGCUUUCCUCACUUGCUCUUUUGGGUCAGGAAUUUUGGAGAUACCCGAUGGCAAAUCCAAAACCACCAGAAAGUGGUGGCAGUAGUAGUAAUGCAUCAAGUUUAGGUAGCUUUAAUACUGGAAAUGAUCCAAUAGCACACGAUGACAAUAACAUAAUAUCAUCUAGAGACAAGAGUAUAAUUCUUAAUUUAAUUCCAAUCACAUCACAAGAUUCAUCUCACUCAAUAAAGUCCGUAACUACUAGUACAUUUGUUACAUCACAACAGCCAAGACUGCCACGACCUACUCCGCCAAAUACUCUUAAUUUAAAAAGAUUUAACGAACCUCUUGAUGAAAAGAACGAGCGGAUUGAAAAUGUUAUCUUGCCAUGUGAAAAACCCAGUCAAAAAUUAGUCUCACCAAAUCUCGUUCAAAGUAUUCGUUGUCGUUCACCUGUUGUUCAUAAUGUCGAGAGUAAUGUACUUAUACCCACCGAAUCUAAACUAAAUAAUGAGUCACAAAAUUUUAUUAAAAAUAUAAGUAGUAAUUCCCCAAAUUUAACAAAUGCUAAUUCACCAAACAGUCAGUCAGGAGAUACUACACGAAAUAUUGUAUUCGAAAGCCAAGAAAGUGCUGAUGUUAUACAAAUAAGUAAUAUUAAAACACCACCUACACCACCGCCACGUUGGGCUAAACCAGGAGCAAGUCAGUGUCAAAAUAGCAACGUCACUGUCACAACUACAACUACUGUUAUUUCAUUGAAUGUUAAUCAAAUCGGUAACGGUACUAGUGAUUCAUUUCAACAAGUCGUCACAUCAUCGGAUAAAAGCGUGACAAUGUUGAGCCCACAAAGUAUAACAUCAAAUAAAUCAUUCUCAUCAAAUUUUACAAGCAGAUCAACUUUAUCACCCAGUACACCAACGUUAUUAUCACCUUCAUCAAAACUAGUCUCAACUGGAAGAAAAACGCCGAAUCUCUUGUCGCCAACGACCCCAUCGAGCACAAAUAAAUCACGUCGACGUCGUGAUCGCGAAGCGAGGAAAAAUUCUCAGCAUUACCAAGAAUCAGACAUACUUGAAUCUUACUGCCGCAGUUCGCCGGCUGACAAAAUUUCCGACUACGAAGACAUUUGGAACACAACUGACAGAUCUAAUUCUAGUUGGUCGCCGCAUGAUCGUAGUGAAAAUACUCUCAGUCCAAGUCAGCCGAGUGAAAAUUUAAUAAAAGAUCCAUUUGCUGGUACUGAUCGUGUAAUGCUGCUGCGCAAUGACAGAUCAUCACGAUCACGUGAAAAAUUAAGUUACAUGGAAAUAGCAAGUCCAGAAUUCAGUAGUUUUAAACCAAUUGCCGAGUCUUGCUCAAAGAGUCCAAGAGGUUCAACUUCGCCUGAAGAUAUUGGUGGAAUACCAAAACGUCCAGAUCUACUGUCGAGAGUUUGUAGCGCAAAUUCUUUAAAUAGUCCAAACGUCACUGCCAUAACUCCCGUUAAAAAUAAACUAGCUUUGAUGUUCACUAAGUCUGAGAGUAAUAGCCCAAUGACUCCUGAAUCUAAACAGAGCAGUCCAUUUUAUGCUGAACCUGCUGACGCUAUACAACAAAUUCAACCACUUGUACCUCGGAGAAAAAAUCGUAAUAACAGUGGAAUAACGAGUAAAUAUCGUCACAGUGAACCUGGUUGGUUUCAAAUGCCGGGUGGUAAUAAUCCUCAUCAAAUGCAUCCUAUUGAUUGGACUGAAUCUGAAGAAAUAGAAGAUAAAAUACCACUUAUAUCGUCUUCCGUAGAUAAUCUCACUUCAAAUCGUCUUGGUGGUAAAGAAAAUAAAAAAAUAUACCCACGUGCUAAACCAGUUCAGCCACCUAAAGUUAAACCUAAAAUAUCAAAUGAUACUUCCUGGACAGUCGACUCAAGCUGGGAAUUUAUUGGAAAUGAAGGAGAUGAUACAGGCGGUAGUGAAGCUGAGCGCAGAGGAGGAGAGAAUGAAAAUGAAGAUGACAAGAAGGAUAAAUAUAGUAGUGAAAGUGACCGUAGUCAGGGUAAACACAAAAGCCCAAAGCUAAAUGGUAAUGGUAACAGACACGGAAGUGAUAAUAAGAGUGAUGUUAUUAAGACGGAAAAUGAAACUGACUUUGAGGAUAGUCCUGAAUUUAUGAGUGAUAUUUUAUUACGACAAUUUCCACGUGAUAGCUAUAACAAAGAUGAUGGAACUAAUUCUCUUACGGUUCAGAGUAUCAUUUUUCAACGGUACCCAGAGUUAAUAAAAACAACAAAUGCAAUAGAUACAUUACAGAGUAAUUAUAAUAACUCGACCCUUAGUAAUAUUGAACAAAGAAAAAUCCGAGAAACAACACCGUCAGAUUGGGAGGCUGAUCGUACGUAUGAACCAUCUGAAUGGGAAACUAAUGUUGAUACAGAUGACAGUGAUCAUGAGAGACUAAAACGAAAAGCUAGUUUCAAAGAACGAUUGGAUCCUCUUCUGUCUCCCCCACGACUUCAAGCCUUGAAAAAUCGUGAUGCUAGCGGAACUGGAUCAAGUAUAAGGGCUUACGCAUUACUAUUAGCGGCUGAUAAAACGACUGUAUUUUCACAAAAUAUUGAUAAUUUUAUUCAAUGUACAAUGGAAGGUAAAGAAGCAAGUCCUCAUGUUGUAAUGAGAAAUAUCCGACAGUUUAUGUCGGGAAUGAAAAAUUAUUUAGUCAAACACGGCGAGCGUGAAUUUGAAAAAGAAGUUGAAAAAGAACGUCUUAAAUUAAAGGCCAAUGAGUUUCUUAAUUUAGAUGCAAUACUUGAGGGCGUAAUGAUGAGGCUUGUUGUACGCCCAUUACGUGAACAUGUAUACAAACUAUUUGUUGAACAUUACGGUGCAACUGGGUCACUUAAUACCCUUGCUGACAGUAUUCAAUAUGCUCAUGGUAAACAUAUACAAGAAUUAGGUGUACGAGCGACUAUAAUACCGCCGUCAGAUAAUAAUUUGAAUCUGAUAUUAAAAUACAUUGAGCGUUUGCAAAAAUCAGAUUCACCGUUGGACAAAUUGGAGAAUUUAUUGUCUGCCAUAUCGACUAUUUUUAAUUCUGUUAAACAUUCUAAUUGCGAUAAACACGUAACUCUGGGCGCUGAUGAUUUAUUGCCGCUACUUGUGUGGGUUCUGGUACGUGGUAAAGUGGUCGAUGCUGAAAUAGAAGCUGAAUUUAUGUGGGGUCUACUUCAUCCGUCUCUUCUUACUGGUGAGGGUGGAUAUUAUUUAACUACGCUAUCAAGUGCCGUUCAUGUAUUAAAAACAUUCAAGACUAGUCAGGGAACUAUGUCAACUACAAAUGGUUGUGGAACUCCUGAAUGUUGUUCUUCAGUACUUCGGGUACUUGUACCAGACGAAAUUCAUGGAUCGUUAAAUACUAGAACACUUCCCGUCAGACCAAACAUGAACACCCGUGAGAUUUGCCGUAUACUUGCACAUAAAACACGAUGCACGAAUCCACAAGACUAUGGUUUAUAUAAACUAGUACAAGGCGAAGAAACAUUAUUGGGAGAUCAAGAGUGCCCUCAAGAGCUAUCACACUGCCUUUUUGCUUUUAAAAGAAUUGACGCUAAAAUAGCUUGGCCAAAAACGACAUCUUAAAUAAAUUAAUUAAUAAGACAUGAGUGGUAUUUAAUACCAAGUGCUCAAAUGCAUAUUUUAAAAGUAAAAAAAAGUAAAAUAAGCAAUUUAUCGCAUGAAAUUAUAAAUAAUUUCAUCAAGACUUUGGAGAGACCAAAAUUUUUUUAACUUUUCACACAGAAUAUUUGAUAAUGAUAUAAUCGAUUUAUACAUAUAUAUAUUGUAUCUAAAAAAAAAUAAUUGUUAUAAACAAUUAUUUGAAUGCAGAGCAUGCAGUAUACUCGAUCUUUAACAAAAAAAAUUAUUUUAUGGCUGUUUUUUUAUCCCAUUCAGAUCAAAUGACUGCGAUAUUUUUAAGUUUUAAAUAUAAAAUUUAAUUAUCACUAAAAAUUAACCCAUAAAUACGUAAAAUUUUCUAUUUUAACAUCCAUUUAUAUUUUUAAUUAUGUAUUAUUUUGAUUAAUUAUAAAAUUAUUUAUUUAACGUGUCAAAAUAACAUUAAAAGCAAUUAAACUUUUAAUCAAACGUAAUAAUUACAAUAUUAACAUUAAAUUUUUUAAAUUACAUACGAUCUAUUUUUAAUUAUUUUAUAUAAAU
Microplitis demolitor is the source of this 5510-nucleotide messenger RNA. RefSeq names its product protein sprint (gene spri). Bases 597 to 4934 code for a protein of 1445 amino acids. The transcript has 12 exons. The record is from RefSeq and is a predicted model, not a curated record. Gene Ontology annotation, molecular function: guanyl-nucleotide exchange factor activity; small GTPase binding. NCBI's taxonomy places the organism in Eukaryota, Metazoa, Arthropoda, Insecta, Hymenoptera, Braconidae. Gene Ontology annotation, biological process: signal transduction; vesicle-mediated transport. Gene Ontology annotation, cellular component: endocytic vesicle; cytosol.